AUGUCUGGGCUUUUGCCAAAGUUCAUUAACAUCCGUCGUGGUGGCUAUAUUGUCAUAAUAAUCGGUAUUGCGAUGCAGCCGUGGAUACUUUCCAAUACCGAUAGCAAAUUUCUGUCUGUCAUGGGCUCUUAUGCCAUCUUCUUGGCACCUCUCACGGGUAUUUUGCACUGUGAAUACUAUGUUAUUCGCCGGCAGCGUCUUUCCCUCCAAGAUCUUUAUACUCCGAACUCAUCAUCAUCAUACUGGUACUUUCACGGCUUGAGCAUACGAACUCUUGUCAGCUUCUGUAUUGGAUUCUUUCCUUUCCUGCCGGGUUAUAUCCACAAUAUUACACCUUCGAUCCAUGUCUCAGAGGGUUGGAGUCAGUUGUUCUAUAUGUGUUACCCAUUAGGUUACUUUGGCACCGGAGCUGUACAUUAUGCUAUUAGCUAUUUCUUUCCGCCAAAAGAACUCGGUAAGGUCGAUGAGCGUGAUAUCUACGGUACAUUCGCACCCGGUGAGAAGACCCCGUUUGGGAUACUCGUGGGAGUCCAUCCUGAGGACAUUGAGGCAGGUGGGAGUGACUCAGGCGACGGAGAGUCAGUGCCCCCUAAGUUGGCCAACGCUGAGGUCCAGGAUGCUCGCAGUGCGUAA
Phaeoacremonium minimum UCRPA7 is the source of this 633-nucleotide messenger RNA. Its product is annotated as putative ncs1 nucleoside transporter protein. The record is from RefSeq and is a predicted model, not a curated record. Lineage: Eukaryota; Fungi; Ascomycota; Sordariomycetes; Togniniales; Togniniaceae. Gene Ontology annotation, biological process: transmembrane transport; nucleobase transport. Gene Ontology annotation, cellular component: plasma membrane. Bases 1 to 633 code for a protein of 210 amino acids. Gene Ontology annotation, molecular function: nucleobase transmembrane transporter activity. The transcript has 6 exons.